Messenger RNA from Camelina sativa (false flax), 3482 nucleotides. The record is from RefSeq and is a predicted model, not a curated record. NCBI's taxonomy places the organism in Eukaryota, Viridiplantae, Streptophyta, Magnoliopsida, Brassicales, Brassicaceae.
AUCAAAGUAGAAACUCUUCCGUCUAGUUUUGGCGGCUCUCUCUCUCUCUCUCUCUCUCUCUCUCUCUCUCUCCUCUCACAUCACAUCAUCCUCUUCGCCGUCGAAAUUUUGGUUGCGACGAUGCUCAGGCUACGGAUGUCUCCGUGUCUAUUUCUCACCGUCUUGUUCUUGUGUAAUUUCGGUUCGGUUCUAGUUGUUCGAGCCCAAAACCGAACCGGAGCUACCACUCAUCCCGACGAAGCGCGAGCUUUGAACUCCAUCUUCGCGGCUUGGAGGAUCCGGGCUCCGAGGGAAUGGAACAUCAGCGGCGAACUUUGCUCCGGCGCCGCCAUUGACGAUACUGUCCUCGACAACAACCCUGCCUACAACCCUCUCAUCAAAUGCGACUGCAGUUUCGAAAACUCCAGAAUCUGCCGCAUCACCAACAUCAAGGUUUUUGCGAGGGAAGUUGUAGGGCCUAUACCUGAAGAGCUCUGGACUUUGAAAUACCUCACAAAUCUGAACUUGGGUCAAAAUGUUCUCACAGGCUCUCUGCCUCCAGCUAUUGGAAAUUUGACUCGAAUGCAAUGGAUGACUUUUGGGAUUAAUGCGUUGUCUGGCCCUGUUCCUAAGGAAAUUGGUUUGCUUACAGAUUUGAGAUUACUUAGUAUUAGUUCAAAUAACUUCUCCGGUUCUAUACCAGAUGAGAUCGGAAAUUGUGCAAAACUUCAGCAAAUAUUCAUAGAUAGUUCUGGACUCAGCGGGAGGAUACCUCUAUCAUUUGCUAAUCUCGUGGACCUGGAACAAGCUUGGCUUGCGGAUCUAGAAGUUACAGGUCAGAUACCAGACUUUAUAGGAAAAUGGACCAAACUUACUACCUUGAGAAUUCUCGGAACUGGUUUAAGUGGUCCAAUACCAUCGUCAUUUUCCAACUUAACUUAUUUGACAGAACUGAGGCUUGGUGAUAUAUCCAAUGGAAGCUCAUCUCUUGAAUUCAUCAAAGACAUGAAAUCUCUUAGUAUAUUAGUAUUGAGGAACAACAAUCUAACUGGGACAAUACCAUCUACUAUUGGAGGAUACUCAAGUUUGCAACAAGUUGAUUUGAGCUUCAACAAACUACAUGGACCAAUUCCGGCUUCACUUUUUAACUUAAGUGGACUUACUCACUUGUUUCUGGGGAACAACACGUUGAAUGGUUCCUUGCCCACUCAAAAGAGCCAGUCUUUGAGCUAUAUAGAUGUGUCGUAUAAUGAUUUGUCUGGAAUUCUUCCUUCAUGGGUCAGCUUACCAAACUUAAAACUCAACCUAAUUGCUAACAACUUCACAUUGGAAGAUGACAACAGGGUUUUAUCAGGACUUAAUUGCCUUCAGAAGAAUUUCCCCUGCAAUCGAGGCAAAGGAGUCUAUUCUGACUUUUCGAUCAACUGCGGAGGCCCAGAGAUAAGGUCAACUAACGGAGCACUAUUUGAGAGGGAGGACGAGGAACUUGGACCAGCUUCGUUUGCCAUAAGUGCUGGUCAGAGAUGGGCAGCCAGUAGUGUAGGACUUUUUGCUGGAAGUAGCAGCAAUAUAUACAAAGCUACUUCGCAAUCACAAUUUGUCAACACUUUGGACUCGGAGCUUUUUCAGUCAGCAAGACUUUCUGCAUCUUCCCUAAGGUAUUAUGGGUUGGGGCUAGAAAAUGGAGGCUAUACUGUAACACUUCAGUUUGCUGAAAUACAAAUUCUAGGUUCUACUUCUAACACUUGGAAAGGUUUAGGAAGACGACGUUUUGACAUUUAUGUCCAGGGAAGACUUGUUGAAAAGGAUUUUGAUGUACGUAAAACAGCUGGUGACUCUACUGUUCGAGCAAUUCAGAAAGUAUAUAAGGCAAAUGUAUCAGAAAAUCACCUCGAAAUUCAUCUUUUCUGGGCUGGGAAAGGAACAUGUUGUAUUCCUAUCCAAGGGGCUUAUGGACCAUUAAUAUCAGCCGUCAGUGCAACACCAGAUUUCACACCAACUGUUGGUAAUAGGCCACCAUCACGGGGACAGAACACGACUGGUAUUAUUGUGGGUGUCAUUGUUGGCGUUGGACUUUUGAGCAUCUUUGCAGGUGUAGCUAUCUUCAUUAUUCGAAAAAGAAGAAAACGGUACACAGAUGAUGAAGAGAUACUUAGUAUGGACGUAAAGCCUUUUGCCUUUACUUACUCGGAACUUAAAAGUGCAACGCAAGAUUUCGAUUCUUCAAACAAGCUUGGAGAGGGGGGAUUUGGGCCUGUUUAUAAGGGGAAACUGAAUGAUGGAAGAGAAGUAGCAGUGAAGCUAUUGUCGGUGGGAUCCCGGCAAGGGAAGGGGCAAUUUGUUGCAGAAAUUGUAGCAAUCUCUGCAGUUCAACAUCGCAACUUAGUAAAGCUUUAUGGGUGCUGCUAUGAAGGAGAUCAUCGUUUGCUUGUAUAUGAAUACCUUCCUAACGGAAGUCUUGAUCAGGCUCUAUUCGGGGAUAAAACUUUACAUCUUGAUUGGUCAACCCGUUAUGAGAUAUGUCUGGGAGUAGCUAGAGGUCUAGUCUAUCUCCACGAGGAGGCGAGGAUUCGCAUAGUACACAGAGAUGUGAAAGCCAGCAACAUUUUACUUGAUUCUAAACUGGUCCCAAAAGUUUCUGAUUUUGGGCUUGCGAAACUAUACGAUGACAAAAAGACCCAUAUAAGUACCCGAGUAGCUGGGACGAUUGGAUAUCUUGCACCAGAGUAUGCUAUGCGUGGACAUCUAACAGAAAAAAUAGAUGUGUAUGCCUUUGGUGUUGUGGCACUUGAGCUAGUGAGUGGAAGGCCAAACUCUGAUGAGAACUUGGAGGAUGAAAAAAGAUACCUUCUUGAAUGGGCGUGGAAUCUACACGAGAAAAGUCGUGAAGUUGAACUUAUUGAUCAUGAGCUGACUGAAUUCAAUAUGGAAGAAGUGAAACGCAUGAUUGGCAUAGCUCUGCUGUGCACACAGACAUCUCAUGCCUUGAGACCACCAAUGUCACGAGUGGUGGCCAUGCUAUCAGGAGAUGUUGAGGUCAGUGAUGUCACGUCAAAGCCAGGCUACCUAACCGACUGGGGAUUUGAUGACACCACAAGCUCUUCUCUCAGCGGCUUUCAAACUAAAGACACGGGCGUUUCUGAAUCCUUCACGAGCUUUGUGGCGCCUGGAUCCGAGGGAAAUAACGACUCUAAGCCAAUGCUUGGAAUUAAUGAGGGAAGAUGACAAAGACCCUUCACUGUAACUUUGGAAAAACUCUAGAUUUCACUUUGAUUAAAUAACAAUGAAAUUUCUGAGUUUGACUUGAUCGUUGUGAUGCGCCGCCCUAUGUAUGUCUUUAACCAAAUCAAUGCCGUCCCUUCAGUAGCCCACUUCCUCACUACAGUGUAAUGGGUGUAUAUAUAAGUGUUGGAAUUCUAAUGAUUUAAAUGCUAAUAUAAUAAGAACAGUUUCAUGAGUGGUUCUACGAGCUCAAACAACUCAUGAAACGUGUGGUUUUUAUA